AUGGAGUUUGGCAUUAGAAAAGAACGUAUAGCGUCUAUUUUCUCAAGCAAAGGUGCUAUAUCUGUGUUGUCUAUUCUGAUCCCUUUACCAACUACUUCGUUCAGGAUCACUUUGUCAAUUACGUCUUCGUUCAGGAUCCCUUUGCCAACUACGUCUUUGUUCAAGAUCCCUUUGCCAACUACGUCUUCGUUCAGGAUCCCUUUGCCAAUUACGUCUUCGUUCAAGAUCACUUUGUCAACUACGUCUUCGUUCAAGAUCAUUUUGUCAAUUACGUCUUCGUUCAGGAUCCUUUUGCCAAUUACGUCUUCGUUCAGGAUCCCUUUGCCAAUUACGUCUUCGUUCAAGAUCACUUUGUCAAUUACGUCUUCGUUCAGGAUCCCUUUGCCAACUACGUCUUUGUUCAAGAUCCCUUUGCCAACUACGUCUUCGUUCAGGAUCCCUUUGCCAAUUACGUCUUCGUUCAAGAUCACUUUGUCAACUGCGUCUUCGUUCAGGAUCACUUUGUCAAUUACGUCUUCGUUUAGGAUCCCUUUGCCAACUACGUCUUUGUUCAAGAUCCCUUUUCCAACUACGUCUUCGUUCAGGAUCCCUUUGCCAAUUACGUCUUCGUUCAAGAUCACUUUGUCAAUUACGUCUUCGUUCAGGAUCCCUUUGCUAACUACGUCUUUGUUCAAGAUCCCUUUGCCAAUUACGUCUUCGUUCAAGAUCACUUUGUCAAUUACGUCUUCGUUCAGGAUCCCUUUGCCAACUACGUCUUUGUUCAAGAUCCCUUUGCCAACUACGUCUUCGUUCAGGAUCCCUUUGCCAAUUACGUUUUCGUUCAAGAUCACUUUGUUAACUGCGUCUUCGUUCAGGAUCACUUUGUCAAUUACGUCUUCGUUCAGGAUCCCUUUGCCAACUACGUCUUCGUUCAGGAUCCCUUUGCCAAUUACGUCUUCGUUCAAGAUCACUUUGUCAAUUACGUCUUCGUUCAGGAUCCCUUUGCCAACUACGUCUUUGUUCAAGAUCCCUUUGCCAACUACGUCUUCGUUCAGGAUCCCUUUGCCAAUUACGUCUUCGUUCAAGAUCACUUUGUCAACUGCGUCUUCGUUCAGGAUCACUUUGUCAAUUACGUCUUCGUUCAGGAUCCCUUUGCCAACUACGUCUUUGUUCAAGAUCCCUUUGCCAACUACGUCUUUGUUCAAGAUCCCUUUGCCAACUACGUCUUCGUUCAGGAUCCCUUUGCCAAUUCCGUCUUCGUUCAAGAUCACUUUGUCAACUACGUCUUCGCUCUGGUUCCAUUUGCCAACUACGUCUUCGUUCAAAAUCACUUUGCCAACUGCAAUAAAUGACUGCUUAGAAAAGAUUAACUGUGGUUCCAACAACUCCUGGCACACAGUAAGCGUUUCGAUUGUACUGCCAUCAGCCAGUGAAAUUCUUCCACGCAGGUAUAUUACUCCACGUUUCGGUUUUGUGCCCAGGACAUAA
Molecule: messenger RNA, 1467 nt
Organism: Acanthosepion pharaonis
Lineage: Eukaryota; Metazoa; Mollusca; Cephalopoda; Sepiida; Sepiidae
Source: the annotation of a GenBank genome assembly